GUGGUUUUAAAUAGUGACUUAUUAUUCUAAGCUGUGGUUUAUUCAAGUUCAAAUUCAAGUUCAAGUGAAGCACCAAACAUGGAUCAAUAUCCGACGGAAGAGGAGGAAUAUGAGCUCAGAUAUGGUGAUUACCUUGAAGCGAUGGACGACAUGGGCUUUGAAAUGUCCGAAGCGCAACCAGGACCAUCCAAUGCAAAGGAUAAACCAGAUCCUCCUCGGGCAUCAACGGCAUUUUCUAACUACAGCAGAGGUCCUCUGGAUAGUCCAGUUCUUUCCCAAAUCAACGAAGACAGUCCCUUACGAAGUCCCGCAUUGUCGCAAAUUCCGAGGAAUUCAUCCACAAUUAACAAAAGACUGUUUGAUACGCCGGGUCCUUCGAAUUUCGGCCGUAUGGCUUCGACUCCUUUCCCGGGAGAGUCAACCGAUGCAGGCACGAUUGCUGCCGAUCCGUUGAGUGAAAUUCAAAACAUUGGCCUGAAUCCGCGCAAAAGACGGUUAGAUGCUCUGUUCGGAGACAUCCGGGACAUCGACGACGACGAGCUUAGUUUGUGUCAGCAGGUCUACACGAAGAAAACCAAAACCGAAGAGGAACUUGAUUUGGAGUUGAUCGAAAAAAUUCUCGAAGCAAGGAAGCGCUUUCAAUCGGUUGUUAAUCCGGUUAAAUCGAGCGGCUUGGAUCGGGCUGAGACUUUGCAUCGGUUCAAAAUGCAAAACCUGUCUUAUUCAUUGCCGAAGUGGCCUUUCGCUACGGUUGUGCGAAGUGACAAAGAACGGGUUUAUGUGCGAUUCCACUCGGAAGAGUUUGAGACAAAAGCGAUAAAUGAAAUAAAUUGUUUCAAGGAAGGUUUUAACGGAUUGCUCGGUGAUGCCAAGGAGAAAAUUUGGAACGAAGCUAAAGAAAUUGUUUCCAAACGUUUCGAAGCUCCCGUUCGUGCAAUUCAGCCUGACCCGGACGUUCAGGUAAUUGUUCCGGACCAAAGUACCGAGCUGUGGGUCGAAAAAUAUCGUCCAAAACGUUAUAUUGAUCUGCUGUCGAAUGAGACCACCAACCGUAGCCUGUUAGAGUGGCUGAAGCUGUGGGACAAGGUGGUGUUUGGUCGUGAACCGAAGCAAAAGACAGACACCAAACAGCUCAACAGUUUCAACAAAAAGACCGGUCGUUUUGAGUCAAACGGCGGCUGGAAGAAGAAAGGUCGUUCGGCUCUUAAUACGGAUUUGGAUGCACAUGGAUGCCCAGUGCAGAAAGUAGCGCUUCUAUGCGGUCCCCCCGGUUUAGGAAAAACUACGUUGGCUCACACAAUUGCCCGACAUGCAGGGUAUGUUGUAAGGGAGGUCAAUGCAUCUGAUGAUCGCAGUCCAGAGGCUUUUCGGUUGGCGUUAGAGAGUGGAACGCAAAUGAAAUCAGUACUGAAUGAGGACAAACGACCGAACUGUAUAGUUUUGGAUGAGAUUGAUGGUGCCCCGUUAGCAACGGUGGAUUUUCUACUUCGAUUCGUUUCUGGGGCAGUUCCACAGAAGGGUGGCGGUAAGAAAGGAAAAGGAGAGAAAGCAGAUAAGUUUAUUUUGAAGCGACCGAUAAUCUGCAUAUGCAACGAUAUGUACGUUCCUGCGUUGAGACAACUGCGUCAGUUGGCGUUCGUAGUAAACUUUCCGCCCACCGAAUCGGCUAGACUGGCAGAAAGGUUGCUGUUGAUUGCUAAACAGGAGAAAAUAACAACUGACUUGACUUCAAUGUUGGCACUGGCUGAUAAAACAGGAAAUGACGUACGAUCAUGUCUUUCUAUGCUGCAGUUUCAUAGCUCACUGAAAAAGCCAUUAAGGCUAACUGAUGUCCUGAAAUGCAAUGUUGGCCAAAAGGAUCAACAAAAGGGAUUGUUCGGAAUAUGGUCUGCUAUUUUUCAGAUCCAACGGCCGAAGAAAACCUUGAUAGAAGAUAAGAAUUCAGCUAACGACGCAAUCGUUACGCUCACCGACAUGUCUCCAGCUACGCGGAUGGUCAACAUUUUGGACGUGAUUCACAUGGCCGGCGAUUACGAUCGGUUGACGCAGGGUGUAUUCGAAAACUAUCUGCACCAGAAAAUGCCCGACCCGAAUAUGGUCGGCGUGGCGGAGGCCGGCAGUUGGUUUUGUUUCAACGAUCGGCUGCAGCAGAUGAUUAAUCACCAGCAGAACUACUCGAUUUACCCGUACCUAACGUAUGGUUUCGUAAUGUGGCAUUUCUUAUUUGCCGGGCUGGUCUGGCCAAAAAUUAAUUUCCCUAACAAGGGCUUCGAGACAUCACAGAAGCUGGCAACCUGUAAACUGAUACUUACCGGCCUACGAAAGGGGCUCUCGGCGCAGCUUAAGGGUAUCGGAGAAGGACCAACGGUGCUGCUGGAUACGAUACCAUUGUUGAAGCGUGUGAUUAGUCCAUCAUUGCGAUCGGUUUCGCUACAGCUGCUGACUCCGAAGGAAAAAUCGGACCUGACUCAUACAGUAGAGGUAAUGGCAGACUUUGGUUUAAACUAUAUUCAGCUGAAAUCAGCUGAGGGAACUUAUCAGUACCAGCUGGAUCCGGAUAUCGAGCAACUGGGUCAUUUUGCCGGAGUUUCUGGACAAAAUUUGACCUAUUUUGGAAAGCAAAUUGUCGCGAGAGAAGUGGAACUGGAAGUGAUGCGACGGGCACAGCCCAAAAUGUCGAAGGCACCGGUGAAUCGACCAACUGCUAAGAUUACCGAAGUCAGUAAUCGUAAGAGCAAAGAAUCAAAAGCACCAUCCUCGGAGUUACCUAACCAUCUGCAGACCCUCAAACCGAAACCAGUCAUCCAGAAAGUAAAACAGGUGGUAUGUAGGGAUUUUUUUGGUCGUAUCACGACUCGAGAAACAACCGUCCCCGUUCAAGAAGGUGGAACAGAUACGAUAGUAAAAAGUCCUAUUUGGUAUCGUUACAAGGAAGGUUUUAACAACGCCGUGCGGAAGGAUGUUACUUUGCAGGAUUUAAUGUAA
Messenger RNA from Sabethes cyaneus, 2985 nucleotides. RefSeq names its product chromosome transmission fidelity protein 18 homolog (gene cutlet). Gene Ontology annotation, molecular function: ATP hydrolysis activity; ATP binding. NCBI's taxonomy places the organism in Eukaryota, Metazoa, Arthropoda, Insecta, Diptera, Culicidae. The transcript has 10 exons. Bases 79 to 2985 code for a protein of 968 amino acids. The record is from RefSeq and is a predicted model, not a curated record.